Dentiscutata erythropus is the source of this 800-nucleotide messenger RNA. Lineage: Eukaryota; Fungi; Glomeromycota; Glomeromycetes; Diversisporales; Gigasporaceae. The record is from the annotation of a GenBank genome assembly.
UUUUACAAGGAUCAAAAAUUCACACACUUGCAGCUAGAAAGCUUAUUCAGGAUCUUGAAGAUGGUACUUCAUUAAUCCAUAAGCAUCAAAGAAAUAGUGGAAAACCCUUACCAAAUUCACUUAUUCGUGAACAAAUUGUAAAAUUGGGUGUAACAUAUAGCCUGGCUUCCAAAUUUACAAGUUUUCUUGCUGUUGAUGAAAGGGAUAAUGAGUUAGUGUCUGAAGCUAAAAUCUUAUCAGGCCAAAGAAUAGUCCCAGUUGCCACUGCCUAUUUUCCCAAGGCUCCAGUAUUGAAAUCUAGGCGUUACAAGAUAGCAGUAAGAUUGAAAAGCUCUUUUCCUACAUUUUCAAUAAGAAAAUUUGAUAACAGUCUGGAAGAUAAAUAUUCUGGUUUUCUAAAAAAGGAAUCCUAUGUUGGAAGUAAUAAUUCUUCUGCAUCGGUUUUACCAGCUACUUCUGUAAAAUCAAAACCUCCAAAAAUUGAAACUCUUUAUAGUUUUCUCAAUUUCCAAUCAUUUGAUGGGUCAUUUUUACCAUCUGCUAAAUUUUAUUCUUGGUUUGGUAAAAAUGAUUUUAAAGAUUUUGAACUAAUUGGAAUUGAAAAUGAAAAGGUAUUAUGUUUAACAUUAGCACUGGCAUAUUUGGAAAUUAUAAUGUUUGAAACAUUUAAGGAUGAAUGUGAAAUGUGUUACGAAAAAGCAAAAAAGGCUUUAAAAAAAGAAGUUGGCGGUGAUGAUCAAAAGAUUAAUGAAAUUUUGGUAAAAGGUAAAGAAUGGGUUAAUAAAUGGGCUGAUGAAUAA